AUGACAUUAGCAGAGUCCAUUUCGAAAAUAGCAUGUGCUGCUUCAGGAGAAGUGGAAAUAGUCAGACAGAUGCCUGUUGAGGGCAACUUUUACUCAGCUGCAGAAUGUGUGUCUUUGAAAGUGACAUGUGAAGGUGACAAAGACAAGUCGUUUGCAAAUCCUACUUGUUUUCAGUUGUUUUUGAGUCUGGGAGUAUGUUCUGGUCAAAGGGAUGUGGAGCAUGUCUUUUUGACUGGCCUCCCACUUCUCAUUAGAUGCCUUGACUUUACUAAAGAUUCUGCCAAGUCAUUUGUUACUCUAUGUUAUGAAUUUGUUAGUGACCUCCCUGCUGAACAUCUUUCAUUUCUUGGUCCAGCUCUCCAGUCAAUCAUAAAAUGUGUCUCAAUGGUAAAUAAAGCUUUGACAGAAUCAAUAGAAGAAAGCCUGUAUGCACGACUUAAGCACCAGCUACAACACUGCAUUGACACAAAGGAUGUGGCGAAGGAAGAGGCACUGUUAAGUGUGAUUGGUUGUGUGUGUCUUAGUCUGACCAAUGAGUGGAUUAUGAAGGUCUUUUCACUUUUGCUACACACGUAUCUGUCUCAUCCUCAAUCGUUCUUGAGAUCUGCAGCUUUCUGUGAAGCUCGACGAAUGAUCCAGUGUCAGCACAUGUCACCCACUCAGUUCUUUGUGGCUCACCAAGAAUCAUUAUGUCAAUAUGUAAUGUCCUACAUCCACAGUAUGCACUGGAAUGAAAACUCGAACUUGGACUGUGUCCAUUGUCUAAGAACACUGGAUGAUGUGGCUACCUUGUUUGACUUUAGAAGCUCUUCAGAGCUGAUUAAUGCGAAAGCAAGAUGUUUGCUGCCUCCAUUAGUGUAUGAGUCCACAAUUGCAGCUUCAGCUAUUUUGAAAGUUCUGUCACAGGAAGCAGGACAGACAAAGCAAAGGAUGCUGUUGGACAACAUUCGUUACAUAUUCUCAUACAUUGUUCGAAAAUGUUCUCCUGACAGACUUGCUCAUGCCAUGUCUUUUUUAGACACAGAAGCAGGAAUUAGUGUUGAUCGACUAUUGCUGGCUGAAGGACCAAAUACAUACAACCAGCUACUACUUCACAUAAGUCGCAACCCCAAAGAAGUACUGAAUGGGUUGGUGUUUUUGAAUGAGAAAGAAGGAAACAGCCAGGGAUCUAUACAAUCAGAGGAGGACCUUUCGUCACUUUUGAAACCUAAGCUGCUGGGAAUAUUAGCCUUCUUUAACAGUUUGCUGCUAGGGACACAAAUAGAAAAUGAGCAGAAACGGUUAGGAUUGGAAAGUCUGAUCUACUUAAUGAAUCUACUGGGAUCCAAGCAUUUAACACCAGUACGUCUCAAGGUGAUGGCUAUUCUUCGUCUUAGCUUGACACUGGAGCAGCUGCGUGACUUGGGGUUAAAAGCUUGGUCUUGUUUUGUUCACAACAUAGAGAUGACAUCGCUUGGAACAUUGCUCAGUGAAAUAACUGUCUGCUUACUUCCACUGCUAGAUCAGCAUGCUGAUCAAGUGGCUGACAUCUUUACCUUUCUUUUUGUAAAAUGUCGGUCAGCUCUACAAGCUCGAUUCAAUGAGAUCUACUACAUGCCAUCUCAUCCUCGAUUAGGGACAGUCAAUCAGGUGCUUCGAGAGUGUCACAAUGCACAGUCAACUGAGAAUCGUCUCCAAACUCGUGUGUUGCAGAUGCUCAAAGAUUGUCAACAUGAACAGGCAGAUGUUAGAAGAUAUGCUGUUACUAGUUUAUACAGUCUAUUACAAGGUAACAGAAUGUCUAUUCUUGACUGGAUAAAUUCAUGUGACAGUCUGAACCCGUUGCUCAGUGAACUUAUUUGGACUAUUCUCUCAGGGUGUCAGGACAGCGACAAGGUAGCCAGAUUGGCAUUUGCUGCUUGUUUAGGAGAAAUUGGAGCUGUUGAUCCUGGUAAACUCAGGGAAUUAUCACGACAGACAUCCCGUAAAGCUGCAUUGGUAAAGGAUGGCGUCAGAUCAGCAGAGUUUGCUGUUUUGUUGAUUACAGAACUAAUUCAUGCCUUCCUGGCAGCCAAAGACACUAGAGGACAAGAUUGUUGUUCAUUUGCAUUGCAGGAGACCUUGAUAGCAUACAGAUGCUCACCUCUCAAUUCCCAGUCUGAACAAGGAAAAUUGAUCUGGUCAUCAUUUCCUAGUCAUCACAGGGAGCUUCUUGAACCACAUCUUAACUCGAACUACAAACGUAGUAAAGAGGAAACAGAAGUUGUCACACCAGUUCCAAUUUAUCAGGGCAAGCAGGGUAAAUCCUACCCAAUGUGGCUGUGCCGUUGGCUGGAUCUCCUGAUUAGUCAGAUUGAAAAUGACACAAGGAAGAUGUUUGAAAGUUGCAGUGUUGUUUGUAGACACUUCGUACAAGUGGCUGCUUUUUUGUUGCCUUAUCUAGUAACUGAGAUCAUACUUCAAGGUCAACCGGAACAAAUGGAACAGAUAAGUAAAGAGAUGGUAGCUGUUAUUACACAUGCUCAAAAGAAUGAGGACACUUCGCCAGCUAAAGCAGAAUUUCGUCACAGAGCAGCACAGACUGUGUUGUCCCUUCAUAACUCUGUUACACAGAUUGCCAUCCACAAACAGUCUCAGUACUGUGUCGCUGAAGAUCAAGUUGCAAAACAAGUCCCUGUUAUGACUAAUGCUGACUUGCCUGCUUUGAAGCAGCAGUGCAGUUUGUUGACAGACUUUUUGAGAGGCGUUCCCAAAGAUGCUUUGGCUAUAGCUGCCUAUCAUUGUAAGGCCUACAGUCAUUCACUGUUAUUGUUUGAAGAUCAUUUUGUCAGAGAGAACCCAAUGGAUGUUCAACCUCAUCUCCAAAUUCUCCAACAGCUGUAUGCUGACAUGGAGGAAGCAGACGGUCUUGAUGGACUUGCUACUGUUCGAUCUGUUGCGCUUACGAUUUCUGAUCAAAUCCUAGAACUGGAAAUGAAAGGAAAAUUGCGUGAUGCUUUGGCUUGCUAUAAUGUAGCUGUACAAGAACAACCCCACUCACUAAGAAAUCAUGAAGGCCUAGUCCUUGCUUUUCUUGGUCUAGGGGAGAAUUUUGUUGCGCUUCGUCAUCUGAGUGGUGUUUUGGUGGAAAAGCCUCAGUGGACCAAAGAGUUGAACAAGCUGCAAGUAGAAGCAUGUUGGCAGCUGGGAGAAUGGGACACUCUCCAAAAGUGUUUGUCUUUAGAGCCCAACCCAUCUUCUGAAUGGAGUGUAGGCAUUGGACAGCUAUUGGCCAGUGCAAAGUCCAAAAAAACAACUGAAUUUGAGAAGCAGCUUUCUGCAGUUCGUGAACACGCUGUCAAUAGACUGUCUGCUGUCAGCAGUGAUCCUUUGUCUUACACUCGAGGCUAUGAGUACAUCGUUCAACUUCAUAUGCUGCAAGAACUGGAAGAUGUGUGUCGCAGCUUAAUUUUGAACAGUGGAGGCAGUGAUGCUGAAACGACAAUGAAAAACCUCACUCAGACAUGGUCAGUGAGACUUGAUGUAACACAAGGAUCUUUCAGAAUUCGAGAACCAAUUCUUCGGCUACGACGCACUCUGCUCGGUCUAAUUCCAAACGUGGUAGUGAAACAUCAUCUGGGUGAUUAUUGGCUGACAAGUGCCAAGAUUGCUCGCAAAGCCGGGUACCUCCAAAGUGCAUUUAACUGUAUUCUGAAUGCCAGCUCGUAUCAGGCACCAGAGCACUGGUUAGAGAAGGCAAAGUGUCAGUGGAAGCAAGGAGAAACAAAACAAGCUUUGGUUGUUCUGCAAGACAACUUGAGGAAAGAAUUAAGCUCAUUGAAAGAAGACAGUGGAAAACCAUCAGCACAUGCCAGAGCCAUGCUUUUGGUGGGACAAUGGAUGGAAGAAACAGCACUCUGUGAUACAAACACAAUACUUAAACAAUACAAAGAUUUGGUAAAAGAACACAGUGAUUGGGAAAGCAGUCACUUCUUUCUAGCAAAGUAUUAUGAUCGAUUACGAACUGCAUUGGAAGGAACAGAGCCAGGCAAAGACUUUGAAUGUUUACCAUUAGUUAUACGUCAUUUUGGGGAUUCACUUCGUCAUGGUAGUCAUUACAUUUAUGAGUCCAUGCCAAGGCUAUUGAGUGUUUGGAUGGAUUUUGGUGCUGAAAUUGUCAAACCAGUCUCUGGAUCAAGCAAUAGCAAGCGAUCUGGCUUGAAGGCUGCCAACUCACAAGCUCAGCUUCAAAAGAUGAACACAAUAAUGGAAGAGCUUAUUGAACAUUUAGCUGCUUACCAGUUUUUCACUUGCUUUCCUCAGAUUGUAUCUCGCAUCUGCCACCAGAAUGAGUCUGUCUUUGGAAUUAUAAAGACCUUAGUAGCCAAACUGAUUGUCUCAUUUCCUCAGCAAGCUUUGUGGAUGAUGGUUGCUGUGUCAAAAUCAUCAUAUGAUACUCGAAAGUAUCGUUGCCAAGAAAUAUUCAGAGCUGCUGUUGCAUUGGAUUCAUCACUCAACAAACCAAUGGCUGAUCUGAUGCGACUUGCAGCAAAAUUGAUAGAGGUUUGUGAUAAGGAGGCAAAGACAACUCGUCUUGAUAUGAACUCUGACUUCAGACAGCUGGUCAAUCUAGUCACUGAGCAGCACUUCAGUUCAGUUAUAAUUCCUGACCAAGGUACUAUGACUGUGUCUCUACCCGCAAGUUCUGGUGCCCAUCCUACACAUUACCCAUUUCCUUCCACUGUACCAUAUAUUGUAGGCUUUGACCCUGAAAUUGAGGUCAUCAAAUCCAUGGCCAAACCGAAGAAAAUAGUUAUUCGAGGAAGUGAUGGCAAAGGAUAUACUAUGAUUUGCAAACCUAAGGAUGAUCUUCGCAAAGAUUGUCGUCUGAUGGAAUUCAAUUCACUAGUGAAUCGAUGCCUCUAUCGUGAUGUUGAGAGUCGGCGUCGUGGCUUACGUAUUCGAACAUACACAGUUGUUCCACUCAAUGAUCAGUGUGGUCUACUUCAAUGGGUAAAUGACACAGUAGCACUACGCACAGCACUCAUGAAACUGUACACAGAAAAGAAAAAGAAUAUUAGUGGGAAGGACCUGAGGACUGCUUGGCGACUGAUAGAGAAAAAUCCACGAUCAAAAGAAGUAAGGCAACAAGUAAUGGGAAGUUUAAUUGAUCAACACAAGCCACCUGUUCUUCACGAGUGGUUUCUCCGUACCUUCCCAGAUCCAGCAUCUUGGUAUGAAAGCCAAGUUUCUUAUUCUCGUACUGUCGCUGUAAUGUCAAUGGUCGGUUAUGUCCUUGGCCUUGGUGACCGUCAUACUGAGAAUAUUCUUCUGGAUUCAACAUGUGGUGACGUGGUGCAUGUUGACUUCGACUGUCUAUUCAAUAAAGGAGAAACAUUUGAGCACCCAGAACGGGUACCUUUUCGUUUGACUCAAAACAUGGUUGAUGCCAUGGGAUUCACAGGAUGUGAAGGUCUCUUCAGAAAGGCAUGUGAGGUAACUCUUCGAGUUCUACGGGACCAGCGGGACCCUCUUCUUUCUGUCCUCAAGACUCUCAUUCAUGAUCCACUGGUUGAAUGGGAGAAAGGAAAAUCAGAUCCUUGGUCAGCACAGAAACACCAAAAGAAAUCCAAAUCUGAGCAAACUGAAGUUGUAAAUGAAACAGGAGUGAAGAAAGUGAAUGAUGUGGAGCAGAGAUUGCGAGGACUGAUGGCACACAACAAGGGACUACCACUGUCCAUUGAAGGUCAGGUUCACUAUCUUAUCCAGGAAGCAAGGGACUACAAUAACCUCUGUUUUAUGUACAUGGGAUGGGCACCGUUCCUCUAAUUAAACAGAUAUCUGCCUUGU
Messenger RNA from Corticium candelabrum, 5808 nucleotides. Its product is annotated as serine/threonine-protein kinase ATR-like. Gene Ontology annotation, cellular component: nucleus. Gene Ontology annotation, biological process: DNA damage checkpoint signaling; telomere maintenance; protein phosphorylation. The record is from RefSeq and is a predicted model, not a curated record. The transcript has a single exon. NCBI's taxonomy places the organism in Eukaryota, Metazoa, Porifera, Homoscleromorpha, Homosclerophorida, Plakinidae. Gene Ontology annotation, molecular function: protein serine/threonine kinase activity; protein binding. The coding region runs from base 1 to 5787 and encodes 1928 amino acids.